This is a messenger RNA of Hibiscus syriacus, 3810 nucleotides long. RefSeq names its product DNA mismatch repair protein MSH1, mitochondrial. The transcript has 22 exons. Gene Ontology annotation, molecular function: ATP-dependent DNA damage sensor activity; ATP binding; mismatched DNA binding. The coding region runs from base 142 to 3540 and encodes 1132 amino acids. Gene Ontology annotation, biological process: mismatch repair. The record is from RefSeq and is a predicted model, not a curated record. Gene Ontology annotation, cellular component: nucleus. Lineage: Eukaryota; Viridiplantae; Streptophyta; Magnoliopsida; Malvales; Malvaceae.
GGAGCUGAAGUGAGCAGAGAAACAAGACAUUCUUUUUUCUCCAUAAAACCUCUCAAAAAACCCUAGAAAUUUUCUAAAAGUUCAUUACGUCCUCUCUCAAUUCCCUAAUUUCUCCCAAAAUUGAGAGGCGGUUUAGCCAGCAUGUACUGGUUAGCAACGCGAAGCGUUGUCGUUUCGUUUCCCAGAUGGCGUUCCCUUGCCGUUCUCCUUCGUUAUCCUCUCAACAAGCACGCUUCCUAUAUUCCUUCACCACUUAUUAUGAGACAGUUUGGGCGGAUACACUGUUUCAAAGAUCAGAAGACUUCGAGAGGAAACACCAGGAAAUAUAAGGCAUCAGAUAAGUCCCCAAAUGAUAAGGAUCUUUCUCACAUAGUCUGGUGGAAAGAGAGACUGCAGUUGUGCCGCAAGCCUUCGACUCUCAAUUUGGUUAAGAGGCUUGUGUAUAGCAAUUUGCUUGGUUUGGAUGUCAACCUGAAAAAUGGCAGUUUGAAAGUAGGAACCCUCAAUGCGGAGAUAUUGCAGUUCAAGUCAAAGUUUCCACGUGAGGUUUUGCUUUGCAGGGUUGGGGAUUUUUAUGAGGCCCUUGGGAUAGAUGCUUGCUUUCUUGUAGAAUAUGCUGGCUUGAAUCCUUUUGGUGGUUUGCGUUCAGAUAGUAUUCCACGGGCUGGCUGUCCUGUUGUGAAUCUGCGACAAACUUUGGAUGAUCUAACACGAAAUGGUUUUUCAGUGUGUAUUGUGGAGGAAGUUCAAGGUCCAACACAAGCCCGCUCUCGUAAAGGGCGUUUUAUAUCUGGGCAUGCACAUCCAGGUAGUCCUUAUGUAUUUGGACUUGUAGGGGUUGAUCAUGAUCUUGAUUUUCCAGAGCCAAUGCCUGUUGUUGGGAUAUCACGUUCUGCAAGGGGUUAUUGCAUAACUUUGGUCUUAGAGACUAUGAAAACAUAUUCAUCAGAGGAUGGUCUUACUGAAGAAGCAUUGGUAACCAAGCUGCGAACCUGUCGAUAUCAUCACCUAUUUCUUCAUUCAUCGUUGAGAGACAAUGCUUCAGGAACUUCCCGUUGGGGGGAAUUUGGUGCAGGAGGUCUGUUGUGGGGAGAAUGCACUGCCAGACAAUUUGAAUGGUUUGGAGGUGAUCCUCUUGCUGAGCUACUGUAUAAGGUAAAGGAGCUUUAUGGGCUUGACAAUGAGGUUACUUUCAGAAAUGUCACUGUGCCUUCAGAAAAUAGACCCCGUUCUUUACAUCUAGGAACAGCAACACAGAUUGGUGCCAUCCCAACAGAAGGAAUACCCUGUUUAUUAAAGGUGCUGUUUCCAUCAAGUUGCACUGGAUUACCAGCUCUGUAUAUUAGAGAUCUUCUUCUUAAUCCUCCUGCUCAUGAGAUUUCAUCCACAAUUCAAGCAAUUUGCAGACUUAUGAGCAGUGUCAAAUGUUCAAUUCCUGAGUUUACUUGUGUCUCAUCUGCAAAGCUUGUGAAGCUACUGGAACUAAGGGAGGCCAACCAUAUUGAAUUUUGCAGAAUAAACAAUGUUGUGGAUGAAAUAUUGCACAUGUAUAGAAGUAUCGAGCUCAGAGAUAUCCUGAAAUUAUUGAUGGAUCCGGCAUGGGUGGCCACAGGGUUGAAAGUUGACUUUGAGACACUGGUUAGCGAGUGCGAAUGGCUUUCAGAUAGAAUUCGUCAAAUGAUUUUUCUGGAUAGUGAAAGUGAUCAAAAGAUUAGCUCAUAUGCAAAUAUUCCUGGUGAUUUUUUUGAGGACAUGGAAUCUUCGUGGAAAGGGCGAGUCAAGAGGAUCCAUAUAGAAAAAGAAGUUGCAGAAGUUGAAAGGGCAGCUGAAGCCCUAUCAUCAGUGAUAACUGAGGCUUUCCUCCCCAUCAUCUCAAGAAUAAAAGCUACCUCGGCUCCACUUGGUGGCCCAAAGGGAGAAAUAUUAUAUGCUCGAGAACAUGAAGCUGUUUGGUUUAAGGGAAAGCGGUUUGCACCAGCUGUAUGGGCUGGUACUCCUGGGGAAGAACAAAUUAAACAGCUUAAGCCUGCUUUAGAUUCGAAAGGUAGAAAGGUUGGAGAGGAAUGGUUUACCACAAUGAAGGUAGAGGACGCUUUAAUAAGGUACCAUGAUGCUGGUGCGAAGGCGAAGGCUAGGGUUUUGGAAUUGUUAAGAGGACUUUCUACCGAGUUACAGACUAAGAUAAACAUCCUCGUAUUUGCUUCUAUGCUGCUUGUUAUUGCAAAGGCAUUAUUUGCUCAUGUGAGCGAGGGGAGAAGAAGGAAAUGGGUUUUCCCUACACUUACAGGAUUCAGUAGUUCUAAGGGUGGAGAAUCAAUUGAUGAAACGAAAGGGAUGAAGAUAAUUGGACUGACACCUUAUUGGUUUGAUGUGUCUGAAGGCAGUGCUGUGCAUAAUACAGUUGAUAUGCAGUCAUUGUUUCUUUUGACAGGACCAAAUGGGGGUGGUAAAUCGAGUUUGCUUCGAUCGAUUUGUGCAGUUGCCUUACUUGGAAUAUGUGGAUUUAUGGUUCCUGCUGAGUCAGCCUUAAUUCCUCAAUUUGAUUCGAUAAUGCUUCACAUGAAAUCAUAUGAUAGCCCAGCUGAUGGAAAAAGUUCAUUUCAGGUAGAAAUGUCAGAGAUGCGAUCUAUUGUUAAUGGAGCCACUUCAAGGAGUCUCGUGCUUAUAGAUGAAAUUUGCCGAGGAACAGAAACAGCGAAAGGGACUUGCAUUGCCGGUAGCAUUAUUGAGGCUCUUGAUGAAAUUGGGUGUCUAGGUAUCAUUUCAACUCACUUGCAUGGAAUUUUUAAUCUGCCACUUUGUACGAAGAACACUGUAUAUAAAGCAAUGGCUACGGAAUAUGUUAAUGGGCAAACAAAACCGACUUGGAAACUGGUAGACGGGACCUGUAAAGAAAGCCUUGCAUUUGAAACAGCGAAGAAGGAAGGACUUGCUGAGGCAAUAAUACAAAGAGCUGAAGAACUUUAUUCAUCGGUCUAUGCAAAAGAAGCAUCUUCCGGACUAUCCGAUGCACAGCUUGUGCAGUUUGGUUCUGAAGGAGCUCAUCUUCAAUCAAUUAAAGCUUCAGCAGGAUCUCUUGGUUGUAAGACAAAGCCAACAAACAAAAUGGAAGUCUUGCAGGAUGUUAAGACUGCUGUCACCUUAACAUGUCAGAAGAAGCUAAUAGAGCUCUAUAAGCCAAAAAACACAGCAGAUGUUCCUGUUUUAAAUUGUGUAUCUAUUGCUGCUAGGGAACAGCCGCCUCCAUCAACAAUCGGCGCUUCUUGUGUUUAUAUCAUGUUCAGACCUGAUGAGAAACUAUACAUUGGAGAGACGGAUGAUCUUGAUGGCCGAGUCCGUACUCAUCGUUCAAAGGAAGGGAUGCAAAAUGCUUCUUUCUUAUACUUCACAGUUCCAGGGAAGAGCAUCGCCCGCCAACUUGAAACUCUUCUAAUCAACCAACUCUUAAGUCAAGGCUUCCCUAUUGCCAAUUUGGCUGAUGGCAAACAUCAGAAUUUCGGCACAUCCAGUCUCUCAUUCGACAGCAUAACAGUUGCCUAACGAGUUAAAACGGGUACACAUGCUUCAUCUUAUCCAUCAAAUGUACAUCAAUAUGUACUUAAUUUUAAUAACUAUGGAUUUAGAAUUGACGUAGAAGUGGCCGCAGCAAUUUUGCCUUUGAUCUCGGUUGCUCCACUUGUUUUGUACAUGCACCACCCUUGUAACAGGGGGUAAAAUUUUCUAGUCAUCACUUAUUCAGCAUGUAUCUAUUAGUUCAUUUUGAAGUUUACAUGAAUCAGUAUUGAAUUGUGUUUCAGUUGAUAAUCUAUG